GAUCAAGCGCAUCACUGAGGGCGAAGACUUCCCCGAGAGUGCGGCUGUGAUUGACCAGUGAUCACCAAGAAGCUCCGCUUUGACCCAGACUUCAACCACGACAAUGAGGGCGAGGACGAGAUCUUCUUCCGGGAGCUGCGUAAAAUCCUUCUGACCAUGUUCGGCAACAUUGCGCUGCUGCUACCGGACACAGUGAUCCACCACGUGUGCACAGGGGUCAAUGCCAUGCUGGUGACGCUGUCAUCGUCACCGCACCUGAUACAGUACGAGGAUGUGGAGGUGGGGCUACUCCUGCUCUACUCUUUGUUGCCCAAUAUGGUAGCGAGUACUCCGGGGAGUGGCGAAGUGUAUGGGUCUGAUCCCCCGUCACACCCAGUGUUUGUGACUGUGUCUCAAUUGAUUAUGUCGCCAGUCCACAAAAUGGGACAUAAAGCGGUAUCACUGAUGUACUUUGACUGCAUCUCACGGUACCACAAAAUAUUAGAAAUGAACAAAGACCUGAUUCCUUACCUUUUCGAGGCCUUCUUCUCUGAUUUUGGCAUUGGGAAUAGCAAUGCACAGGUACAAUCGCAGGCGUGUUAUCGCUUCAGUCGUGUGUGUGCACAUCUGCGUCGACCGCUGACCAACUACUGCGACGAGAUCAUUGAUUCGCUACUGCCGCUCAUGGCACCUGACCUGCCCACCCUCUCAUCCAGUCCCAAUCAACAGAAAGCAAAACUGGGACAGAGUGACAAGUGCUGGCUAUACGAGGGAGCCGCGGUGUUGGUUUACGCACUCAAAACAAAUGACGAAACACUGCGCAUGCUCAACAAACUGUGCCAGCCGCUGCUCUCUGUGUGCUCAGAGAUCAUGCAAGGCCAACUAUACAACAACGAAUCCGAAAAGGCGCCCGUGUACUCGCAGAUUCUGUUGGACACCGUUGAGACGUUAACGCGUGUGGCCAAGUCCGCGACCAAAAACUCGGGCAGUGGGGCGUUCUGGGUGGCGGCGUAUGAGCUGUUCCAACCUGAAGGAGCUUAUUAA
Messenger RNA from Sphaeroforma arctica JP610, 1023 nucleotides. RefSeq lists its product as hypothetical. Gene Ontology annotation, molecular function: tRNA binding; small GTPase binding. Lineage: Eukaryota; Ichthyosporea; Ichthyophonida. The record is from RefSeq and is a predicted model, not a curated record. Bases 157 to 1023 code for a protein of 288 amino acids. Gene Ontology annotation, biological process: tRNA re-export from nucleus. Gene Ontology annotation, cellular component: nuclear pore; cytoplasm; nuclear matrix. The transcript has 8 exons.